AUGAAGUUCCAUACUAUGAAGCUAUUUGCCUUGUUGUGGCUCCACCCCUGCCUGGCGUAUAAGAUUCGCCAGCAGCAGCCUGAGAUCCCAGCGUCACAGGUCCCCGCUGUGCGCGAGUUGACCGUGGCUUUGCCCCUUGUGCUCAUCAACUUGACGUAUACCACAGGACUCAUCCGUGAUGGAAACUUGGCGGAAAACUCUUCGUUCCAUGCCAGCGACUUCCAGCAUGACGCACCCUUCGUUAUGGACAAAGCUGCAGGCUUCUAUGCGGUCUUGAAUGAUGUUCUGAUUGGAGCCACUGGAGGAAGCCCCAGCCCCUGCACUCGUGAGGAUCUCCAGCAUUACAUGGCGUGCAUUGUGGCAGCAUCCUGCGUCAUUCAAGCCGCUGUGCCUGCUCAUGUUAGCAUGGAGAUCUAUGCGAUGAUCACUGAGCAGGUGGUCCGCUUCGAGGAGAUCACCUGGCCACUGCUCCGGGAUGCGUUACUCCAUGAAGAGGGUAGCAACGGUCUCGGAGGCGACCUCCUUCUGCCAGAGGCCUUUGUCUGUGAUGGCUCAGAGCAUGACCCCAGCUUCAUGCAGCUCACGUCCAACACCUCGAAUGAGAGGUCGCUGCAGCGGCUCACGUCCAUGGUCGGCACCGAGCACACGGCCACAAUGGCCAUGGCAUUGGCCUUGCAUGAGGCGGCCUCUGCCAGUCAUCAUAUCAUGAAUAGCCACGCCACCAAUGCUUCCAUUGACGCCACCAUUGAUAAGCUCCAAGACGCCUGGCAUCCAGUGUGCCAGACACUGGGCUGUGAUCACACCAACUACUGGGACAUCUACCUGCAGCACCACAAGCACAGCAUCGCGCUCCUGGAAACCAACCAUGCUGGUCUUCUGCGAUCGGACAUCAAGCUGCGUUUCCAUUUGGAGCAGCGGGUUCAAUGGUUCAUGGCGCAAACCCAGGAUUACAGCUUCAUUGAGAAGUAUGCCCGGCACGGCAAGGAACAUCCCUCGUCCCAUCAGGUCUUCCAUGCCUACCACAACCGAGCCCGGGCUGCCAUGAUGGAGUUUGCAAGGCCUGUUGUGCAGUCCCUGCCCUAUGAGCGGGCCAAGCGUUUGGUGGACUUGCAGAAGUUGGCAGACAUUCAAAGGGCCCGCGACGCGCGCACCUUGGAUGCCGCAGCGGCAGAAGUGCCCGAGGAGGAUCGCCAGGAGUUGUCUUUGCUCGAGGAGGUUGAAGAAGAAGGCGAAGGUGCUGAGUUCUGGGACCGUCGCCGCCGACGCCGUAGGCGCCGCCGCAUCUUCGAAGCAGUUGUGAAUACGGUGGUACAAGUGGCAAACGAUGUGGUAGAAGCAGUGACAGCUGCUCUUUCUUGUGCGGGCCAGGGCGGCAACUUUGCAGCCACAGGCUACACACGGUCCAUCAACGGCAACGUCGCCUGGUCGAUCGGUCUGGCGGGCGGCAGCUCAAACAUCAUGAAGGACAUGCUGAAUGGAAGGAAGCCCUCAGGCUGGAUCUCCUUGGGCGCUGGCUUCUCGGUUGGAAGCACCACGGACAUUUGGUGGGCGGGCGCCGGCUUUGGUGGAUCGCUUUCCUGCAGUCCGGGAUUUAUGGGCAGACCUCGUCAAUGUAAGCUGGAUGUCACUGUAGCCACUUUGGGCUGCGGCAAUGUUCCAGCGACUCACGCGGCGUGCCCCUUUGGCAGGAACUUUGGCGGCAUGACCUGCUCGAGCAGUGGUGGCUACUUCGUGUCCAUCAUGUGCUGCGGCUUCGAUUUGUCUACAGGAGCAGCGCUUGGGCGCUUGAGCAAAAUUACGGCAGUGGUUGGUAGUGGUUUGUUGCAAGAGGACAUCGAAAACCUCAAGGAUGAGGCUGUCAGUGUACCAAGCCAAGCGCGCAAGCCGAAGUUGACGCACCAGCACUUCUUCGAAGAUAAUGGCCUGAAGAAGGUCAUUGGAAACUGUGCAAAGUUGAAGUUCAAGGGCGAAAGCCACGAGUUCGAUGACUUGAAGGUGUUGAUGGCAACAUACAAGAAGUGGCUCAAGGAAGUGUAUCCCUUUGAGGACAACUUCGAAGACAUGAUCUGGAAGUCCCGUGCCGUUUUAGAGAAAAAGGAGAAGGACGACAAGGGCGUGGUGAGCGAUCCUCGCGAAGAACUUGUGAAGCUCAGGCUUUGGUGGUACAAGCAGUCUACAGCUCAGGAUCCGAAGCAGACGGAAGAGGGGAAGCGCGACUUUGACACCGACACGGCCAAGCGUGUUGCUGAGAGCCGUGCCCGAGCAUUGGAGCGCAAGAGGCAGCGCGACCAGCGCGAGGCGGAGGAACGGGAAGCAGCGGCUGCGGCCGCGCAGGCUAUGCAGGCGACCGUUCCUGACUUCGAGGUCAAGCUGAAGUUACGGAAGUGCAGCUUCGGAGCCCACCCAUGCUUCAUUGAACAGGCCAGCAGCGUACCAGAGCGAAGCCUUGCGAGCUUUGAUAGGUACCGGUGCAAGCUGCCGAGCCUUGCCAGUGCCCAGAUGACCGAACGGGAGGUCGCCGUGUGGCUGUCGCUGGCACGCCGGCUUCCGAGCAGGUCCCGGCUGGGCGUUGUGCGUGGCUGGGCAGUGUACGAGCGUCAGGACUGGCCGGGACAUUUUGUUGCAGAGCGCUACUGGUGGAACAGCCAUCCCGACGGGCAGUGGGUGGAUCUCACCCCGAGACCAGAGGGUCUGCCGCAGCUGCUGCUGGUCGAAGCUGAGGGCAGUGAGAAGCCGCGAGGUGCCCUCACGACUCAGCAGGCUGCCUUUGCCGCACGGCUCCUGAGAUGGCGCUUCCCAGAGCUAGUCCCAACGAACCCAGUGCCGGCGCAACCGUCGGCAUCACGGCCAGUAGAGCAGCCAGCAGCACAGCAGCCAACGGCACCGCCGAAAUCGCAACAGUCAGCAACACCGCAGCGAGCAAAGGUUUUGGAUUAUUCUAAGUGGAGCAACAUUGUUGACUCAGACGAGGAGGAUGCUCCAAGAGCAAAGGAAGAUGAAGCAGAUGUGGGAGUCAAGGACCUGGCCGAGGGAAGAAAAACGAAGAAGCCUCUCCUGCCUGUGCCAGACUUUUUGCAAGGCAGCACGGAAGGAGGAGGUGGCACCAACUGUUUGCUGUCCUUGCUGAAGAUGUUGGAUACCGAAGACAAGAAGGAGGAACAUGCGCACAGCCUGGCCCAGGUCUUUGGGCGAAGCUUCCAUUCUGGGAUGUUGGACCAGCACAGGCAGGGCUUCUACAAGCGCUCAUUGGCCAGACUAGACAAGGCCUAA
Messenger RNA from Symbiodinium pilosum, 3270 nucleotides. The record is from the annotation of a GenBank genome assembly. NCBI's taxonomy places the organism in Eukaryota, Dinophyceae, Suessiales, Symbiodiniaceae.